AUGAGGUGCCUUGUCUUAUUGGCAGGCAUCACGGUAGUGCUUGGGGCAGUACCCAGGACAUCAGUGGUCAAGGAUAUCUCCUUAGAAGACCAAGAUGGAUACGGCAAGUUGCUCGUUGCGAAAACUUACAGUUCCACCAAGGAAGACUUAAGUGGUGUUCUGGGCCGCAAAGUGUCCAACGACGAUGACGAAGUAACCUUCAAUUUCUCGUCGGAAUUCCACGAAGAUGUCGACGGUUACAAAAUAUCGAUUCACUGGGAUGGCCCCAGCGACAGAAUCUUUGAAGACUGCUUCAGCUUCGGAUCGACACAGUGGUUCGGCGGACCUGAACAAAAGGAGCAGUACUGGCCAAUACAGAAAUCCAAACUCCAAAAGUACUCCAUCGUAUCAAAGGAAGCCGACAACUCGGCGGUGUCGGAGAGAUACUGGCUCAACUCUGACGGAUUCUACAUUUAUGUUCAUCCAGAAGCACCACUAUUUAUUGAUUAUCACAACAUAAUGGACAACCACAUCUGUUUAGUAGCUGAAGUAGCGGACCCCUAUUCCACUAAACGAACCCACAACGUUCUCCAAUACGAUAUAUGGCUCUUCAGCGAUGCUAAAGUUGCUCACCAACACGCUGUCGACACUUAUUUGGGCAAACCAUCAGGCAUUCCCGACUACCGAAUGAUCCAGUACCCAAUCUGGUCUACUUGGGCUAGGUACUCCCGUGAAAUCGACCAGGAAAUCCUCUGGACGUUCGCCAACGAGAUCAAAGACAGUGGAUUCCCGAACGCACAAUUCGAGAUCGAUGACUUGUGGGAGAUUUGCUACGGUUCGCUGACAGUUAACGAGAAUAAAUUGCCAAACUUGAAGCAGUUGGUCCAGGACAUCAAGGGCCUUGGAUUCAGAGUAGCUAUCUGGGUUCAUCCUUUCAUCAAUAAGGACUGUGAUCCGUGGUAUUCUGAAGCUCUUGAAAAGGGAUACUUAGUACUGAACGAAGAGGGCAGCCCAGACACAAAAUGGUGGAAUAACAACGGGUCCAUACCCGGUUAUAUUGACUUUACUAACCCAGAAGCGUCGAAAUGGUACACUUCAAGAAUUCAAGAUUUAGUUGAAACAUAUGACAUCGACACUUUGAAGUUUGAUGCUGGAGAGUCGAGCUGGUCUCCACAGAUCCCAGUCCAGAACGGCGAUAUUGACUUACACCCAGGUCACAUUGUACAAUCGUAUGUGCGUGCUGUCGCCGAAUUUGGACCUAUGAUCGAAGUUAGAUCCGGAAUGAGGACCCAAGAUCUGCCAGUAUUCGUUCGAAUGGUAGACAAAGAUACCUACUGGGGAUUCAACAAUGGGCUACAGACCAUGAUCCCUACUCUUCUCGCCAUGAACCUUAACGGAUACACACUUGUGUUGCCAGACAUGAUUGGGGGCAACGGAUACAACGAAAAACCCAGCAAAGAGCUCUUCGUGCGAUGGCUCCAAGUUAAUGUCUUCAUGCCGACUCUGCAGUACUCUUUUGUGCCCUGGGAUCAUGAUGAGGAGGCGGUAGAGAUCUGUCGUAAAUACACACAAGUGCACGCCGACUUUGCGGACGAGAUCGUAGCUGCCAUGGAGGCGUCUGUCAGAGACGGUACCCCUGUCAAUGCCCCGAUCUGGUGGAUCGAUCCCCAAGAUGAAGAAGCCCUCGGCGUUUGGGACGAAUUUCUUCUUGGUGAACGAGUGCUUGCUGCCCCAGUGGUAGAAGAAGGCGCGGUUACUCGUGAUAUCUACCUUCCUCGAGGCACCUGGAAGGACGGCAACACUGGCGAGAUCUAUACGGGUCCUAUCAAGUUGACAGACUACCCAGCACCUCUAGAUACCCUACCAUACUUCACAUUGGAGGAAUAA
This is a messenger RNA of Leptosia nina, 1866 nucleotides long. Lineage: Eukaryota; Metazoa; Arthropoda; Insecta; Lepidoptera; Pieridae. The record is from the annotation of a GenBank genome assembly.